Messenger RNA from Talaromyces amestolkiae, 2361 nucleotides. RefSeq lists its product as uncharacterized. Lineage: Eukaryota; Fungi; Ascomycota; Eurotiomycetes; Eurotiales; Trichocomaceae. The record is from RefSeq and is a predicted model, not a curated record. Bases 1 to 2361 code for a protein of 786 amino acids. The transcript is spliced from 5 exons. Gene Ontology annotation, molecular function: NAD binding; oxidoreductase activity, acting on the CH-OH group of donors, NAD or NADP as acceptor.
AUGGCAACAAACGAGGUUAAAAUAUAUAAAAUUGCAAGCAUCCCUGGAGAUGGAAUCGGUCCAGAAGUCGUGAACGUGACUAUUGAUGUUCUUGAGUCUUUGCAGGAAAUAUUGGGCACGUACAAGCUCGAAUUUACCGAGCUUGACUGGGGUACUGCGCGGUAUAAAAAGACUGGGAAAUACAUGCCAGCAGGUGGAUUGGACACUUUGAAAACAUUUGAUGCUGGACUUUUUGGCGCAGUCGGUGCACCAGACGUGCCCGAUCAUAUCUCCCUAUGGGAACUUCUCCUAGCUAUACGUGGACCUUUGCAACUAUACGCCAAUGUACGGCCCAUAAAAACUUUUCCCAACGUGCCUUCACUUCUCAAAGAUGUCCGAGAUGGCGAUAUUGACUGGGUACUCGUCCGUGAGAACAGUGAAGGCGAAUACUGCGGCCAGGGCGGACGCACUCAUCGCGGAACUCCCUGGGAGAUUGCGACCGAUAUUUCUGUGUUUACCCGCGUUGGCGUUGAACGUAUCAUGCGAUUUGCCUUUGAGACUGCUCGCAGCCGUCCUCGUAAGCUGCUCACCGUUGUCACCAAAAGCAAUGCAAUGCGCCAUGGUAUGGUCCUUUGGGAUGAGGUUGCUGCUGAGAUCUCCAAGGAGUUUCCAGACGUUAAAUGGGACAAGAUGCUGGUCGAUGCUAUGACGGUUCGGAUGGCCGCUAAGCCUAAAUCCUUGGAUACAAUUGUUGGCACGAAUCUCCAUAUGGAUAUCCUGUCUGACCUUGCAGCAGCCCUUGGUGGUUCUAUUGGUAUUGCUGCUUCUAGCAACCUUGACCCCACUCGCAAAAACCCUUCCAUCUUUGAGCCCGUUCAUGGAAGUGGAUUCGACAUUACUGGCAAGGACGUUGCUAACCCUGUGGCUACAUUGUGGUGCGCUUCGGAGAUGUUGGCGUGGAUUGGAGAAAAGAAAGCGGCCGCAAUUUUACUCAAAGCAGUUGAGGAUACAUGCAGUCAAGGCAUUUGCACGCGCGAUCUGGGUGGAAAGGCUGGAACUGACCUGCAGGCUAAUUCGACUUAUCUUCCGCAUCUCACAGGAUCCUUCGGCGCGUUCCCCAUCGAGGUACGCGAUGCGCAACGCGUAUUCCAGGAUGAGCAAGAAUCGCGACCGGACGUCUUCUUUAUAAUUUCACAUGCAGAACAUGUCACAGAGUCUCGCAAAGCGAUUGCGAAAUUUGUCCAUGCCCCCGUCGACGAAUGCGUAUUUGUGAAGAAUGCCUCGACCGGAAUCAACACUGUUCUUCGAAACCUGGAGUUCAAACACGGCGAUGUUAUCGUAUAUUUCGCGACUGUAUACAAUGCGGUAGAACAGGCGUUAGAGUCCCUGACAGAGUCCACACCAGUCCAGUUCCGGAGAGUCGACUAUACUUUUCCAAUUUUACAUGACGAGAUUGUGAGGAGGUUCUUGAAUGUGGUGAAGCAGAUGAAAAGUGAGGGGCUGAAUGUGCGGGCGGCGAUAUUCGACACGAUAGUCUCGAUUCCGGGAGUCAGAUUUCCUUUUGAGAAACUUAUCAAGGCUUGUAAAGAGGAGUCUAUCUUGAGUGUCAUUGACGGAGCACAUGGCGUGGGCCACAUUCCAUUGAAUCUGGGUGACCUUAGUCCCGACUUUUUCGUCAGCAAUUGUCACAAAUGGCUAUACACACCACGAGGGUGUGCUUUGCUCUACGUCCCUAAACGAAACCAACAUCUACUACGAACAUCCUUCCCCACAUCUCACGGCUACACAUCACCUGCUGACAGAGGCCGCGGGACACAUGUGGGAAAGACCGAUUUUGAAAUACUAUUCGAAUUCGUUGCUACCGCCGAUGACACACCGUACAUGAGUGUUCCCGCAGCUCUCGACUUUCGAAAACGAAUAUGUGGGGGUGAAGAAGCUAUAUAUAGCUAUCUACACACUAUUGCACAAGAGGGCGGAAAUGUCGUUGCUCAAAUAGUAGGAACAGAUGUCAUGCAAGAACCCGGUCUUACCAAUCCCAUUGAGCAAAGUGAUAUCCGAAGAUGCGCCAUGGUGAAUGUGCGAAUGCCGCUUGCCUUCAAGGACGAUAAAGACGUGAACCCACAUGUACCGGAUCCAUCAUCAUCUCCAUUCCCUUUGCUUAGCAUAAAGGAUGCAACGCCAGUGUGUGAGUGGAUGCAUGCCAAACUUAUCAAGGAGUACGAUACUUUUGCAAAGUUCUACCCUCAUGGAGGGUGGUUGUGGCUACGGCUGAGUGGGCAGAUCUACCUUGAGAUGGAAGAUUUUGAGUGGAUUGGUCAUAUUGCCCGUAGUCUAUGUGAGCGGGUUGGUUCGGGCGAGUGGCUACCAAAGUCGAGAAUUUAA